AUGCGUCUCGGAAAGAAGCCACUCCUCAAACGCAGCUUUGGCUUCAUGUCCUUGCUCGGUUUUUCUUGCGCGGUCCUGAUAACCUGGGAGGGCAUUCUCGUUACAUCCAUCGGAGCGCUUCUUAAUGGCGGCCCGGCUGGAGUGGUGUGGGGAUUCCUGAUCGUCCUUCUAGGGACAAUGUCUACUUUUGCAACCAUUGGCGAGCUUGCGAGUAUGGCGCCUGUCUCUGGUGGCCAAUACCAUUGGGUUGCAAUCAUGGCCUCGGCCUCGUGCAGGAACUUCCUCUCGUACAUCACAGCUUGGGUCACAGUAUUUGGAUGGCACCGUUUCCUGGCUCGCUUCGAAGGAGCUGUCCUAGUCCUCCAUCUUGUGGGAUUCUUUUGCGUGCUGAUCCUGAUGGUAUAUCUUGGGCCGCAUGCCAGUGCGAAGGAAGUCCAAGGUCUGUCGUUCUUGGUCGGAAUGCCUUCCUCGGUUUUCUGCUUGAUGGGUGCCGACAGUGCAGUGCAUAUGUCAGAAGAGAUUAUUUCAGCAGCCACCGUUGUUCCCAAAGCCCUUAUGUACAGCAUCAUCAUCAAUGGGGCACUCGCUUGGGCCAUGGUGAUCGCCAUGAUAUUCUGUAUAGGCGAUCUCGAAGCGGCGCUGGGCGCAACGAAGACCGUGUUCUAUCCGUUCGUCGAAAUCUUUUACCAGGCCGUAAAUUCUCGAGCGGGAGCAGCUAUCAUGGCGUCCAUCAUUCUUGUAAUGAGUAUCGCAAGCAUAGUUGGGGUUUACGCAGCGUCUUCACGCAUGCUUUGGUCGUUCGCUCGCGAUCGAGGGGUGCCGUUUCAUGAAUGCUUGGUUAAGCUCACAAAACGGAUCUCUCUUCCAAUCUACACGGUGCUAGUUACGCUCCUGUUCUCGAUGCUACUGGCUCUAAUUCCGCUCGGAUCAUCUGUCGCCUUCAACAACAUCAUCUCGCUUUCCGUGGCUGGGCUUUACGCUUCUUACCUCAUCGUGGCGGCACUACUCCUUUGGCGCCGAGUGCGAGGGGAAAUGCAGCCGUUCUCGACAUCGUCUACACCCAUCAGCAGUCCCGACAACCUCUGCUGGGGUCCUUGGAAGAUACCUGAGCCACUGGGCACAAUCAAUAACGCGUUUGCAUGCGUCUAUCUUCUGUUUAUUUGGUUUUGGUCUUUCUGGCUGCCGAGCACCCCGACCACGCCAGAAACGAUGAACUUCAGUGUGUUGGUCUUUGGGGCAACGGUUUUGUUUAGUAUUGUGUAUUAUUAUGUCUUCAAAGGACGCAUGGCCUUUACUGGACCGGUCCAGGAAGUCGAAGUGGGGACAAUGGAAGACUUGCAAGUCUGUAAGGAUGCGGAGGAAAGGUAA
Trematosphaeria pertusa is the source of this 1368-nucleotide messenger RNA. RefSeq names its product amino acid transporter. NCBI's taxonomy places the organism in Eukaryota, Fungi, Ascomycota, Dothideomycetes, Pleosporales, Trematosphaeriaceae. The record is from RefSeq and is a predicted model, not a curated record. The transcript is spliced from 7 exons. The coding region runs from base 1 to 1368 and encodes 455 amino acids. Gene Ontology annotation, molecular function: transmembrane transporter activity. Gene Ontology annotation, cellular component: membrane. Gene Ontology annotation, biological process: transmembrane transport.